AUUACGACCGUGUCAGUGUCAGUACCAUUAGUCGAGUAAAAUAGUUUCAAUGAAAACACCACAUUAACAUGGAAGCUGGGUUCUUAAAAUGUGUCUGUUUUAUAGUUACUAGUUAUAUGACUUUAAUUUCAAAACCUAUUGUUGGCGAUUGUUUUAAAAUGACAGAAAGAAACGAAUUGAGAAAUAAACAUAUCAAAGGAAAUCUAGUUAAAUCUGUGACGACGGAGACUAGUAUUGAGUGCUUUAGACAAUGUAAUAAACUAAUUAGAUGUUCAUCAAUAUCUUACAACCCACAAAAUAAGAUCUGUUAUAUGUACUCGAGGUUAAAUACAUAUUCAGAUGGAACCAUAGAAGAUGGAAGGAUGUACUAUUUGAAAGAUGUUAAAAACUGUCCCACAGAAGAAGGAUAUACAUAUAAAUCGAGUCUCAUGCUGUGCAUUAAGUUUUAUGAUGUUGAAGUAACGUACCAGAAUGCUGUUUCUACAUGUCAUUCAGAAAAUUCAUCCCUGGUGAGAAUAGAUAGUCCGGAAGUUCAAAAAAUUGUGUAUUCAUAUUUAACAUAUGAUGAAAAGUUUACCAACAGUAAAGCCUAUAUACAAGGCAACAGAAAACAGAACACACCAGAAUGGGAAUUCGCUGAUGGAACCCUUAUAUCAUACAUGCCAUGGAAUCUGAACCAAAAACAACCAGAAGCGUAUGAUCAAAUAUUCUUAUGUUUCAAUGUUGUAGACCAGGGCAUGUGGCAUGACUGCAUUGGUACACAAUUAUUUAGAUUUGUUUGUGAAAGAUAUUUGUUUUAGUUUGAAUAUAAUAAAGAUACACUGUAUCUUGUAACUAGUGUUUAAGUGUAUUCCGCAAAAUGUUAUACACUUGAGGAAAAUUAAUAUUUAAUAACCGAUGUUUGUGCUGAAAAAAUAUAUAGAUUAUAACAUGGCAUUUUUCAUAUCAGACCCAGGUCAUGAUAGCCUGAGAGCCGACAAGCUAGAGGUAUGAGUUUGACCAUGGGCUGAUAAGAAGUCUGAAAAAAAAUAUAAGGAAUUAGAAAAAUAUAUUAUCAAAAAAUACAAAUCAAAUAACAAAAGCUAUGUUCUUUUGAUCAUUUACUU
Messenger RNA from Mytilus trossulus (common blue mussel), 1106 nucleotides. RefSeq lists its product as uncharacterized. NCBI's taxonomy places the organism in Eukaryota, Metazoa, Mollusca, Bivalvia, Mytilida, Mytilidae. The transcript is spliced from 3 exons. The record is from RefSeq and is a predicted model, not a curated record. The coding region runs from base 69 to 800 and encodes 243 amino acids.